Ruditapes philippinarum (Manila clam) is the source of this 885-nucleotide messenger RNA. RefSeq names its product ankyrin repeat domain-containing protein 39-like. Gene Ontology annotation, molecular function: protein binding. The record is from RefSeq and is a predicted model, not a curated record. Bases 1 to 561 code for a protein of 186 amino acids. NCBI's taxonomy places the organism in Eukaryota, Metazoa, Mollusca, Bivalvia, Venerida, Veneridae. The transcript is spliced from 3 exons.
AUGGUGAUAAAAAUGUGUGAAAAAGAGCAUAAAUGCGAGUGUGCACACAGUUCAACUAACCCGUCUGUUCAACAAACAUUAGAAGAACUUGAUUUUAGUAGGGGUAUAUGGACAGCCGCAUUAGACGGAUCAUAUGAAGAUGUUGUGAAAUUUCUUGAGAAGAAAAACGACCCAGUUGACAAAUGUGACGCUUCAGGCUACACAGCUCUACAUUAUGCAAGUAGAAAUGGUCACACAAGAAUAUGUAAACUGUUGCUUGACAAUAAUGCCUCACCAAAUAUUCAGACACGUUCAGGUGGUGUGACACCUCUCCAUAGGGCUGCAUAUUGCGGACAUACAGAUAUAGUGGAACUACUUCUAAAGCAUGGAGCUGACCCCUUGAUAGCAGAUUCUGAUGGAAAACUUCCCUUACACAAAGCUGCUGAAAAGGGUUUUGCCCCUGUAGUAGAGAUUUUAGUGAAAGCAGCAAAAAACAGUGUUUUCCAUAAAGAUAACAGAGGUCGCACUCCAACAGACUGUGUCACAAAAGAUUGUUCAAAUGUGAAAUCUCUUCUUGAAUAAAAACAAGAACAAUCCUGAAAUACGAUGUUAAGUCACAAGUAGACCAAUCAGCUGCAGAGUGUUCUGUGAAAUAUACAAUGAUAUAAAUGUGACCAAACCUGCAUUACUGUUAUUUCCCAACAGAGCUGUGAACAGUUAAGAAAAAAGAAAGUGGUUUAAUUUUAGAAAUCUCAAACAACAGAGCUUUAAGAAAACCUCAAUUGAACUUGUUUUGGUGCACAUAUUUUUUUACUUGCACCCCUAAAUUUUCAUCUGUUUAGUCAGUGAAUUUUUCUGGACAAUCAGUGGACAUGAUGUUAAAAUAACUAUUAAACUCUUACAGUA